AUGGACAACCGUGGAGGCCGAGAUCAGGAGACCGAGCGGCCGCAGACGCUGCGAGCAGCAUGUGCGGCGGCAGACCGGCAGCGCGAGGCCAUUGAGCGAGGGACCUUUAGCUUUGGCGGCGGCAGCAGCAACAGCAAUGGUGGCUACGGGAGCUAUGGCGACGCGGUGAUGGCAGCGCUGGCGGCGUACGAAGACUGCAGCGCACGCAUCGAGGCACUGGCACUGUUCAGCAGCAACGAGGGUGCCGACGACGUGGCCACGGCCCAUCUGCCAUAUCUGCUGGUGCCCUAUCGCGUGGCCGAGAUGGUGCAGCGCCUGCCGCCGCCGAAUCCGGGAACGCCGGCCGAGCGACGGCUAGUGCUGCGGCGGGCCCGCGAGGCCCACGAGCGCUUCCUGCACCUGCUGGACGGCUACGGCCUGCUGGCAGCGCCGUACGCGACGCUGCUGCAGACGUACGCCGACGACCCGACACACUUCAGCACUGUUGGCGGUGGUGGCAGCGGUGGCGGCGUGGCGAGAACGGCGACAACCGGCAUGGGCCCGGCUGCCGCGCUGAUGGAUCCGGCUGCCCGUCGCAAUGCCAAGAUUGCCAACUUCCAGGCCGAGAAGGCACUGCGCGCGAAGCUGGACGUGUUGCGGCAGCGGCAGCAGGAGCGUCGCGCACGGCGACGACGACAGCGACAGCUGAUCCGGGAUCGCGACGGCGAAAACGACGACGACAUCAUGGGAGACGCCCCACCGACACAGGCUGUCGACCAGGCUCUGGAAGACGAAAGCGAGGACGAGGGCGACGAGGACGACGAGGUGGCCCGCGAGCUGUACCUGGCCCAGCUGGCCUACUGCGCCCACAUGGCCUUUCAGAGCCUCGAGAGCCUCAACCGCGAGGACGAGCUGCUGGCACAGGCACACAUCUCGCUCUCCGACGCGUCAACGCUGCGCCGACUGCAGAGCUCCUUUGGCAGCUCGCCGACGUGGGCUGGAGCCCAGGGCGCAGGCCCGCUUCUGACGCCCGACGGCAAGCCGCGCCAGCCGUUCACCAUCAUGGGCAGCCGCGCCGAGAUGGCCAAGGCCGUCUUCCGGCCGGGACACAACCUCCCCACCAUGUCGAUCGACGAUUACCUCGAAGAAGAGCGCCGGCGUGGUGGUAUCAUCGAGGGCGGUGGGCCCAGCAGCGGAUUGCCGGCCGAACCCGACGAAGACAAUUACGAAAAGGCAGAUGCCGAGACCUACAAGGCACGCGCCUGGGACGAGUUCACUGAGGCAAACCCGCGCGGCUCUGGCAACACGUUGAACCGCGGUUGA
This is a messenger RNA of Grosmannia clavigera kw1407, 1302 nucleotides long. RefSeq names its product tor signaling pathway regulator. The transcript is spliced from 2 exons. Gene Ontology annotation, molecular function: protein phosphatase 2A binding. Bases 1 to 1302 code for a protein of 433 amino acids. Gene Ontology annotation, cellular component: cytosol. The record is from RefSeq and is a predicted model, not a curated record. Lineage: Eukaryota; Fungi; Ascomycota; Sordariomycetes; Ophiostomatales; Ophiostomataceae. Gene Ontology annotation, biological process: regulation of signal transduction; regulation of dephosphorylation.